GCCCUCGCCCCAUCCGAUCGCUGCGAUCACCUCUCCACCACCGCAACACCAUGAAGCGCACCCAAACCUCCUUCCUCGCCUGCGCAUCCUGCCGCUCGCGCGUCCUGCGCUCCCUGACCGGCUCCCCUCUGCGCCGCGCUUACUCCCGGCCCCCAUCCGCGCCCAAGCCGCAGCUCGACGUCAAGCAUGUCCGCCAGAACCCAGGCCUCUACGAGCAAAACUGCAUCGAUCGCAACUACAGGGCGCAAAGCAAGAACUCAUGGACCAUCAUCGAACUCUACGAGAAAUGGAAGGACUGCCAGGUCAGCGCGCGCGACCUGCGCGAACGAGGCAAUGCGCUGCGCCGUAAGCUCGCGAAUGCUGCUUCACUCAGCGGUGAUGCUGAAGGCGCAAUCACCAUGGACAAAACGGCGCUGCAGGCCGAGGGCAGAGAGAUCAAGAAGGAGCUUAGUGGCAUUGAGGACCAAGAGAAGGAGCUCGAGGAGCAAAUGGCGAACCUGGCCUUGGAGCUGCCGAACCUCAGCAGCCGCUUCACCCCCAUCGGCACUGAAGCCGAGGUCAUCGGGUACAUCAACGACCACCCCGAGCCCGAGCCGUCAUCCUCGGACCGCGUCUGGAGGUCGCACGUGCACAUUGGGUCUGAGCUGGGGCUGCUGGACUUUGCGGGCGCUGCCACAACCUCGGGUUGGGGCUGGUACUACCUCAUGAAUGAGGCUGCUCUGAUGGAGCAAGCUCUCAUUCAGUACGCCUUGAGCGUUGCGCGGAAAAGAGGCUGGAUGGCCGUGUCACCGCCGUCAAUCGUCUACUCGCACAUUGCUGCGGCGUGCGGCUUCCAGCCCAGGGACCAGAAUGACGAACAGCAGAUCUACGCGCUGCAGCAGGCUGAGAAGGACAAGGGGAAGCCGUCGCUAGUACUUGCUGGCACUGCCGAGAUCCCUCUGGCGGGAUUGAAGGCUGGCCAAAUCCUCUCAGACGCAGAUCUUCCUCUGAAGCUGAUCGGUGUCAACAGGUGCUACCGCGCGGAGGCUGGCGCAAGAGGAGUUGACACCAAGGGCCUCUACAGAGUGCACGAGUUCACAAAAGUCGAAAUGUUUGCGUGGACGUUGCCGGACCUGUCCGAGGGCGAGAACUUUGCUACCGAAAACAGCGUCCAUUCCGAGGCCAUUUUCGACGAAAUGCUCGACAUUCAGCGCGAGAUUCUCGAGUCGCUCGGUUUGCAUUGUCGCAUCCUCGAGAUGCCCUCGACGGACCUCGGGGCAAGCGCGACGAGGAAGCGAGACAUUGAGGCGUACUUCCCAUCGCGGCGCGACAGAGACAAUGGCUGGGGCGAGGUGACGUCGACGUCAGUCUGCACCGACUACCAGAGCCGGCGUCUGCAGACCAGGGUGCGGCUGGAGAAGCUUGGGCGGAAGCUUGACUUCCCUCACACGCUGAACGGUACGGCGCUGGCGGUGCCGCGGGUGCUGGCGGCGAUUCUGGAGAACAAUUGGGACGAGGCGUCGAUGAAGGUGACGAUCCCGUCGGUGCUGCGGCCGUGGAUGGGGGGCAUGGAGGCGAUUGAGCGCAAGCGGGCGUGAGAGCGGUUUCGGGAGUUAGGCGAAUCGAGACAGGACGGCAGAAAUGCUGGGGCGAGUUUGGGGCGUUGGAGUGAUUGGCGGCGUGGGUAGUCUUGGGUCGGGCCGUAGCAGCACGGUGGGCUGGCAACGGCUCGAUUGGUCGCAGAACCAUCAACUCGGCGCACGCUUGGGCCAAUGUAGAGAGGCAGACAAAGCCGGAGCAAUGCAGACGUGCCGCUGCCAGCUCGAGCUGCUGGAUGCGUUGUUUCCCUUGGCGCUUGCAGCGGUCGCGACUGGCUGACCUGCGCGACUCG
Messenger RNA from Aplosporella prunicola CBS 121167, 1870 nucleotides. RefSeq lists its product as uncharacterized. Gene Ontology annotation, molecular function: serine-tRNA ligase activity; ATP binding; tRNA binding. The transcript has a single exon. NCBI's taxonomy places the organism in Eukaryota, Fungi, Ascomycota, Dothideomycetes, Botryosphaeriales, Aplosporellaceae. Gene Ontology annotation, biological process: mitochondrial seryl-tRNA aminoacylation. The coding region runs from base 51 to 1577 and encodes 508 amino acids. The record is from RefSeq and is a predicted model, not a curated record. Gene Ontology annotation, cellular component: mitochondrion.